AUGCCAUGGCGCGCUGUACGUCUUCUGGUCGUUCUGACGCUUCCGGCCAGUUUCUCCGGAGAGGAUCUUCGGGUCGGACAUCUCGAAAGCGUCGGCGCCGACGAGGCCCGAAUCUUGGGGCUAUGUCGUCGGCAUUCCGAAGAUCAUUUGGAGUAAAUUUCUUUCUUUUUUUCAUAGAACACUGCAGGGUUUUUUUCUUUCUCUUUCCUUCACAUAUUUCUUGCAAGAAUGGAUAGUUGAAUAUGGGUUUGAAAAUUGCGAAAAAUUACCCGAGAGCGUUUUCUCACGAUGAAGCCUGUCUUAAUAGUAACUUGAUAGCUUUUGUAAUGAAAGUUUAAUUUUUUUGCAUUGAAAUUUCGAAAAAAAGUGCAAAUAUGCAUACUGGCGUCGAGGGUGUAUGAACCACAACAUUAUAUCUGACGGAGUUUUUAACAAUUUUUUUCGAACUUAAAUUUUUCAAAUUUACUACAAGUGUUUGAUAUCCAGGUCGAAAAACAAUAAUUCAAAAAUUUCAUCUUUAUCUUGAAAAUCCAAUUGAAACGAUCGGUUUUCCUUUUAUUUUCAGACUGGUUUCUCUACCAGCUUGUGAAAAUUUCAAUGGCCUGGAAAAUGCGGCUCAUUUGCACUAUGAAUAUUCCGUCGACGUUUUUCUCGGUGCAGCCUGCGAUGAAGGUUUUUUUUAUUCGUCCUUCAAUUUCAAUUCGAUUUUUCCUGGUAUUUUAGAAACUGAAACAAUUUCAAGGCUCGCGCUACGUUGGCACAAGCUGUAUCUUUCUUCGGCGCCAUUGGCUACAAUGGAGAAGUGAGUGAAUAUUGAGUAAUUAGUACAUUUUAAAGCUAUUGUUUUUACUUGGUGGGAAAAAUAUUAUUUUGCAGAGAAUCGACGACGGUCGCAUUGAAACCACACAGCAUCCCGGCGACUGUUUCCGUCAUUUAUUCAGUUUCAAAAAGGCUUUUAGCUGUUAGAGUAAGGAAAAAACAUGAUUUUCGGGAGAUUUUUCAUGAUUUUUAGAUCGCGAUCAUCCACUCACCGGGAAGGAAACAGUUGGCUCGAAAAAUAGCUGAAAUAUUGAAAAAUACGCCGCAGCUAGAUGUUUCUAUAGUGGCAGAGUCGGACGGCGUUCGAAACUGUAAUGCCAUUUUCACUAGAACGAGAGGUUUUUUUUUUUCAUUUUCAAAAUGUUAAUUUGAAGGUAGACUGUAAAUGAAAAAAUGAUUUUGAAGGAAACCUCACGUAAGUGGACAAGAGAUUUGUCACUGGGGCGCGCUUUUUCACACCUCUUUGAUUCAUUUAUUUUUUCUAAUUUCUCUCGGACAUUCAACGCGAAACGGACGUGCACCGGACGUUUCUAAGCAGUUUUAGGGCAUUUAAAAGCGCUGACGGUACUAAAGUCCCUUGUUCUUUUCCUUCACGCCACAGAAUUCUUUCUGUGAGCGAACAAUAAACAUUCAAUUUCAUUCCAAAAUGAAAACAAAAAAUGUUAUAUAGGUUGAUUAACUCUCCUCGAAGGAACGUUUAUAAAUAUGAAAAAGAUCGAAAUGAGAAAAAUUCGAUUAUUUUUCAAUCUGGACCUCGCACAAGCCUGUUUCGAACAUAUGUCAAUCAUUUUUGAAUGAACGAUGAUUUCAUUUUUUUUUUUAAUAGUGAGAAGCGAUUCAGCCAUUGUGAAGUUACUGUUAUUCUUUUUCUUCUUUGCAAUUGAACACAGAACUAAAAACCCUCAGCUGCUUUUAAGAGCCUUGGGUGGUACCUGGUAUUGUUUAACGGCUUCGCAGGUGAUCGAAAAUGAUGGAUCUAGUUUGACAACGUCGUUGCGACUUUGAACAAAGGGCGGAUUUUUUGUCAUGACGAUUAACUGAAUUUUCAAAUAUAAGAGCCCUUAAAAUGCGGAGAAAGAAGACAUAAAUAGUUUUUUUGAAUUUUUUGACUGGUUAGCUAUGUAAAGUAAGUUAGAGAACCUUUAUCCAGUCAGAAAGAACUAACUAGGCGGUGCGCUAGAGCUCCGCUCGGCCUUGUCAGAACUAAGAGUCCUAGACGCCGAAAGCCGUGACGGCAUUUUCCGUGGGGGUCCCAUCAUCGCUUUGUCAGCAUCGCGCUGCCAACAGUUUGUGCUUCGGCCACCGGAAUGGGCUUCGGCGUGACAUUGCGUAUCCAGUUUGCAAGCAAAAAGGAUCGGCACUUCGGGAGUCCCACGGACCUAAUCUACUAGCGCUUACAACUCAGAGACUUUUUUUGAAAAUUAGAAGUUAAAUGGAAGUUCAAAACUCAUCUUGACGUUGAAUGAAGUAGCAAGACGACUCGUGAGGGAAGCAGGAAUGAUAUUUGAAGCCAGGUCAUACAAGAAGAAAUGACACGUUGUCACGUGGUUUUUUGCAAGUGUUAAUUUUUUCGAUAUCAGAAAAAUGACACCUUGCCACGGGGUUCACGUUUUUUUUUUGCAGCGAAAGAAAUUUUUAUUCUGAAUAAACUUUGGGUCAUAUGGCGUGAAAAGUAGAGCUACUGAAAACUUUUUAAAGUUUUAGAAAAGCAGAAGAAAAAAAAAUAAACAUGAGAAAAUGAUAGUAAUGCAAAAAGUUGAUGGGUUUUUGCCCCAGUUCUCGUUUUUUUUUUUGCAAGGAUUCAAUUUUUCAUUUAUGUCUUGAACCGUGUCAGUCAGAAAUUUCAUGCAGUUUUAGUUUUCUUUUUUUUACAGUUGUCCUUUCCCUGCUCGACUUUGACCAUCUAGUCUCCUUCACUUCAACUUGGAUGAAUGAAGCGACAAGACCUCUCGAAUUCCUCGUAGUUCAGCUUGGAUACCGACAACUACAGUAUCCGACCUUUUCAAGCCAAGAAUGAGUUUUUCUUCAGUCUUAACGCCUCCGAGUUCUACUUCAACCUGUGGCACAGUGUUUCGGGAACUGAUAAAAUCAAAAACCGACUUCGACGUCUACAUCGAAACGUCCUAUUUGUGUGAUUCGAACUGAACUACAAUUGUAAAGCUUUUCAUUUCAGCUACAUAAUGUUCACAACGAUCCACCAGAACUUGAAGCUUUUUGCCGAGAAAACGGACUUCAGGUUGAUAGAAAAGACGCGAAAUGGAAAAAAAGAAACCAUGAUUACAGAGUUCGCAUCAAAUUUUCAAAGCCUUGAUACUUUGUGACGGGCUGAAGCUUCUAGAUGGAUUCCAUCCAUUCGGAAACGUUUCAAAUAUCGAAAAUAUCACAGUCGAACUUUUCCAUCAUGUUAGGAAUAAGAAAGUGGAAGGUUUCUGGGGUUUAUAUUUUUUAUCAAAGAAGUUCUAAGGUUACACUGGUCCUUUGUUCAUCAACGAGCUGGGUAUAAGGUGAGACUGAAUUAUUUCAGCAGAAUAACUCUUUUUUUAGCCUUCGGUUGAACUUUUGACGAAAUUGACUUCAUGACUUUUUUCCAUAACAAAAAGGUUAUUUUCCUUGCAAUAGAUCUUGUUUUUGAUUUGAAGACCCAAAAUCCGACUAAUGUCAUUUUUUUUUCUAUGGCUUGUGCAAUUUGCGGAUUUAAAAGUAGGGACCGCGAAGCUCCGCCCCUUCUUGAGAACUGUUUUUUUUUGCACAGAGAGUACAUUUCUGUGUUUGGCGCGUGGAUUUUUUCUUAUUAAUCGAAAAAGGUGGAAUAUGACAUAAUUCAGCACGUAGAAUCAGAAUUUCAAUUCAAAACUGGCCAAGAAGUUCUCUGGCACGAACUUUUUUUUUUUGGAAACUUAGAUUUUAAGCGACGAAUUUAUAUCUUACCCUUAAUGUUGAAGGUAAAAAUUCGGAAAAAUUUCAUUUCGAAAAUUUUUAUUUUAUUCUGGAAAGAAGAUUCUGAAGUACUCUUUAACCAGGUAUCUUGAAAAGUUCAACCAAGGGCUAAAAAAGCUCCAUUAUGAAUAAACGUGAACAAGUUGAUCAGACUUCCCUACUACAAGCUCUACAACUUCGCUGACAAUGAAACGCAGUUGUUGGCCGACGUCGCCCCACAAGAAGAUACCAAUUGCACCGAAGGGUUCGCCGAGCACUUCUGCUACGUUUUGAUUCAAAACUGAAAGAUUAGCUCAGAAAACACUUCAGAACUUCGAAGAGACGUCGCAGUGGGAAGAAGCGAUGUCGCGUCUGCCUCCGGCGAUCCCCGAAUGCGGCUACAGCGGCGAAUUCUGCAGCGAUCGACACGUCUUCGCCAUCGUCGCCAUUGUCUUCGCCGUUCUUCUCAUCUUCAUCUGCGUCGCUUUUUAUCUUCAUCGGUACAGCUUUUUCUAAUACUUCAUUCAAACUGUCUGACUUUUCUGCGCUCUUUUUUCUAUGACUAGCGAAACAUUUGACUUACAGGAAAGAAGACAAACUCUAUCAGAUGCCCUGGCGAGUGCCCCUCGAAUCUCUCACUUUCACCCAAACGAACGAUGUAAGAGUCCAAAAAAGAUCCGAAAAAGGGUCGGAUCCAGAAUCCAGGGUACAGACGUGUGUCGACGGCCAGCGUCUCGCGUUGUUCCUUGACCGGUCCGAUUCCGACCCGAGCCGAGUUCGGCUACGUCAGAAAAACCAAGGUUCCCUGUCCACAUCUCAUUCAUUCGUUUUUUGAUUAGGUCUCCUUGAAACGGUUCAUCCAGAAGCGCGCCAUCUCUUUUUCUCGCGAGGAAAUGGCUCUUCUCAACGAAGUCAGCAUAAGUUGAAGGCAUAUAUCUAUUAAAAAAAAGAGUGUUGAGAUAUCUAAUCGAUAAUUUUAAGCAGGGUUGCACGGUUUUCCGUUUUUCGACUAGCUCGUGAAAAUUUUGCGAAAAAGAAGAUACUGAAAAAAAAAAUUAUUGUUGAAAUUCAAAUUUCCGUUCCACGCAAUAAAAACCAAGCUGGAAGCUUCAUAAAAUUAAAAUUGGGAAAAAAAUUUGAAAAAUGAUGACGUAGCGAUUUCAGAUUAAGUUGGAAGUAUUGCGCAAGUCAAAAUUUCGUUGAGCCUGUUUUACCGAAAAUUCAGAAGUAGGAACAUCGCUGAAACAUGCACUUUUGGCGCCAGUUCAAAAGUUUGUCGACCCAAAUUUGAAUUCAUUUUUCUCGGAAAAAACCACGUUUUAAGUUCUACCGUUUCACACAGCUUGAGAAGAUCUAAAAAAAGACAUUAAUAUCCAAAAUCUCUUUUUUCACUGGUCCUUUGCCCUAGAAACAUUUUGAUCUUCUUGACUGAUUUCAGAUCAACUACAUAAAUCAGCCGAACAUCAACGUCUUCUGCGGAAUAUGCUUCAAUCAGGUUUUUCGGCGAAAAAAAAAAGAAAAAUUCGAAUUUGUUCAGGACAGCGAGUUAUCCGUCAUGUGGAACUACACCGUACGAUAUUCCCUAGAGGAUAUUAUUUUCUCAAAAGGCCAAAAGUUCGGUAGAAACUUCCAGUCAACCUUUCUGAAACACAUUUUGAACGUGCGGGUCUUUUUUCGAUCCCUCUGAGAAUGCUUUUUGAGGGUCUCAACUUUAUCCAUAACAGUUCGAUCAAGUUUCAUGGAGCUUUGUAUCUUUCGAACUGCGUCGUCGACUCUUAUUGGGUGGUGAAACUGACCGAUUUUGGCGUGAUGCAAGUUCUUCGGGACAAGGUUGGUUCGAAAUAAGAAUCUGGUUUUUAAGGUUUUUUUCAGAUACUACAAAAAGAGUUACACAGGUUACAGCCUAUCGACAUUGAAUAUCUGGAAUCUAGUGGGUUUUUAUUUUAAAGGCAUUGAAAUACGAUAUAUUUUUUGUCUUGAAUUAUUUAAAAAUAGAUAUACUCAAUUUAUAAGUCUAACCAAAGCUAGCCACCUCAUCAGGGGAUGACUCAAAAUUUGCACCCGACUUGAAACGACUUUCGCGUGGUGCCUUCGAAGUACCAAGCUUAGAAUUUUAAUUUUUUUUUCUCAAUCUGAGUUUCUUUGACCUGUUUUUUGGAGCGCAUAUAAGAGUUUGAAAGCUGAGUUUCUGAAAACUCUUCUCAUUUUUUUUUGCCUGUAAAUGCUCAAUCGUAUCACCUUUUAGGUACAGUAUAUAUGCUCGAAAUUAACUUUCGACUUAAAAUUUUUUAAUUCACAAAUUACAGAAUAUUUACUAAUACCUCCGGAGCGUAUUCCUGAUUUCCUAGAACUGAGAGAAGAACCGCCCGGAUCCGUCGAAGGCGACAUUUACCAACUGGGAAUGGUCAUUUUCCAGAUUUUAUUCUCGAUAAAACCCUUCAACGAACUCAGCGAGCCUAUAAGAGGUGAUAGAUUGUCCAAAACUGAUAUUUAUCGAAAAAUCAGAAACCCUCGAGAAAAUCUGCUCAGAAAAAGGUCUCCAGCCAUGCUUGCCCGAAUGCGGCAAUUUCACAGUUCGGCUGGUAUCCGUCAUGCAGCAAGUCUAUUGACUUGAUUAUUUCUGAAUGUUCAAAGAAGAUAUUCAGUGCUGGUUGCAAAGGAUAUCAGGCCGGCCAGCCCUGUUCAAGAUUUCAGACGCCGUGGCAAGAGAAUUUGAGAAAGAGUUGGUCAAAUGUUUAUAUUUUCACGAAGUUUGGGUUCAGUUUGAAAGGAACGCUGAUCGAUCAGAUGAUCGAGAUGGUCGACGAAUAUUCGGCGAAUCUGGAGCAAGUCGUGGCGACGAGGACCCGGGAGUUGGACCAGCAGAUGAGCCAGACUGAGAAUCUGCUCUAUCAACUUCUUCCCAAGUUCGAUGCUUUCAGAGAAAAAUAGCGUUGCCAUUAGAAAUUUGAGCUUUUACCGUUUUUUUUUACUGUAAAGAUAGCUUUUGCACGUUGAAAAUUUUUCGUAUAGUUCUUACUUUUAAGCCUAAGCCUGCUCAGCAUAGCCAAACGGUGAAUCUUUUUUCCCAUUUGAAGAGAAUCAGCUUCACCUAUAGAAACGUGAGCUACUACCUUUUUUUGAUAAUUAUGGUUUUGACAUUGAAAACUCUUCAAAUAACUCAGAUUUUAAGCUUAAGCCAGCAGAUUCUGACUUCGAGAACGCCGUUGGAGUGGAUUUCGCCUCAGAUUAGAUCUUAGGACAAGAUAAAUAUAUUGAGAGUUUUUGAGCCAAGUCUCGGAAAAUCGCCGAAGGUCAAUCAAAUUCGAAAGUAUGCCUCAUGUUAGAAGGAAAAUUUUUCGUGGCCUUUUUUUGGAUUUUUUUUUCGAGCUGAUUUUUCGAAAUUUUUUGUUAACUUUAAAAGAAAACAUAACUUCUCUCAGAAGCAUCGCUGACGCCCUCCGUGAAGGACGGCCGACGUAUCCGGAGCAGCAUCAUUCCGUGUCCCUCUUGGUCGCCGAUCUUUGUCAAUUCACGACUUUUUGCGAAGCUCUUAUCCCUAUUCAUGUUAUAGAAAAAACUCCAAAAAAGACAAGAAAAUAUUUUUUCCAGGUUCUGGAAACCCUACAAGAACUGUACUCGUCGUUCGACAUGGUCGUUCAGCGACACAAUGCCUUCAAGGUUCCGCGAGAAGUUUGCAAAGGCAAUUAAAAGUUGUUUCCGACAGGUGGAGAACGUCGGCGACGCUUACCUGAUUGGCAGUGGGAUUCCUCAUAUUGGAGAACUCAAGCACCUUCGGGAGGUCGGUCGCGUGGCCUUGAAGCUGCGAAAGGUAGGUUGCAACAAAGGUAAUUAGCCUGAGAAGCUAAAGGCAAAAAAAAAAGAUUAAUAAAGAAAAAAGCUGCAUGAACAAGGCUCCAUAGAACUUUAGAAAAAUUUUCUCAUCCAAAAACUAUUUUUAAAGUUCAUGGAAACGUUCGUGGUACGCCACCGGCCUGAGAUGAAGCUGCAGUUGAAGCUGGGAAUAUCGAGCGGAGUCGUGGCCACAGGAGUCCUUGGCAGCGUUGCUCCGAGGUCAGAAGGACCUUGAAUGAUUAGAAAUCAGCCAUUUGUUUGAGGUUCUGCGUAUUCGGAGAAGCCGUGAGUUUGGCCUGUCAGAUGGCGAGUCACAGUCUUCCCGGGAAAAUUCAGGUUUUCCUAAGGAUUUAAUUAUAGAACGUCAGUCUGGCCCCUGUAGAGGUUAGAGAAAAACAACCUUGAAAGGCGACAAAAAGUGGCCCCUAUAGGGUCUUGAAUUUUUCGGUAUGGUCUCAAUGAAAAUCCUUUUGCAAUCAGUUAUUUGUAGAUCAAUUUCCAAUAUGAUCUUCUGUAAACGAAAUUUACACAAAAAUAACUUGAAAUAUGUUUUUUUUUGUCCCUUUAGGGGCUACUAGCAUGCUUCCCUAGAAAGGCCACUAACUAAAACCUCUCUAGUGACCAUUAGCACGCCUUUUCAUAUUGGCCGUUAACUGGAACCUCUAUAGGGGUCACUUUUUAAGGUUUUAGUGACCCAUAUGACGGGAUUCAAAGUGGUCCCUAGAGGGGGGACCUUUCAGGACCACUGAGGUUGCCUCUAUAGCGACCACUCUGGAGUUGCUAAGCAAUCUAGUCUUUUCUUUCCAGCUGCCAGAACUGACCACCAGCCUGCUCAAGGAAAAUUAUCCGGCCUUCCAACUGGAAGAACGGGGAAUGAUCGAAGUUAAGGUCUUUUCAACUUUCUUCCUUAAAAGGGAGAAAAUAUCGACUUCAGGGCAAGGGAAUGUGUUUGACAUUUUGGUUGAUAGAAGAACUUCGAGUCGACCGGCAGCCCUCAUCUUGCAGUAUUUUAGCGAAAAAUAAAUUUAAUUGA
Messenger RNA from Caenorhabditis auriculariae, 8602 nucleotides. The record is from the annotation of a GenBank genome assembly. NCBI's taxonomy places the organism in Eukaryota, Metazoa, Nematoda, Chromadorea, Rhabditida, Rhabditidae.